This is a messenger RNA of Magallana angulata, 2879 nucleotides long. Its product is annotated as hepatic leukemia factor-like. NCBI's taxonomy places the organism in Eukaryota, Metazoa, Mollusca, Bivalvia, Ostreida, Ostreidae. Gene Ontology annotation, cellular component: nucleus. The record is from RefSeq and is a predicted model, not a curated record. The transcript is spliced from 2 exons. Gene Ontology annotation, biological process: regulation of transcription by RNA polymerase II. Bases 1729 to 2454 code for a protein of 241 amino acids. Gene Ontology annotation, molecular function: DNA-binding transcription factor activity, RNA polymerase II-specific; RNA polymerase II cis-regulatory region sequence-specific DNA binding.
ACAAUGGCCGAUGUUUUUGUUUUGAACUCGGUGUGUUUGUUGUUACGUCCGCCCGAUUGAGUAACCUACUGAUCGAUGUAUUCUGUCUAUAGUUUAUUGAAAACAAAACCUACGAUCGAGUAAUUUUAUUACUUUCUACUUCUUUCAUCUUCACGCGGAAAAAAAAUAUAUGUUAUUACUAUUAAAAGACUUCGAACAAAAUGCACACAAAAUCAUAUUUUGAUAUAUAUGUUAAGUUUGUACAUAGGUAAAUUCCAGACCGGAAUAAACCCAUCGUGUUUUACACGUGCAACAGAGGAUAGACAUUUUAGGGGUACAAAAUGUUUGGAAAUCAUUCGAGUGUACACUGUGAUGUCAUAAUGAGUUAAUUGGAAUCAGUUGGCAUGGUGACCUGGGCAAUCUCAAUGAUUGUAUAUAUUUCUAUAGAUUGUCUUAGGGUUUUAAAUGUUUGAAUAAAAAAAUAACCCAACUUUCAAUUUUGAUGCUAUUUAUUCAUUUUUUUUUUAUGAAUUAUGGUCAAUAUUUUCAAAUAUUACUAAUUAGUUUUGUAUCUUUUUCAUUGCUCUUUUCUUUCUAGAAUACAUAAUAUUGCUUUUUUUGCAUUAAUACACAAUUUAAAAAUAAAAAGGUAAACAAAAUAUUGGAAAUUAUCCAUAAAAGAGACUUUGAUUAACCCUUAAUACACUAAUCCUUUAAUCCUAAUUUUGACUUUUUAAUUCGUGAAUACUGCACAGUAAUUAAAUCCAUGGACAGAUUAUAUAGAAAUCCGAAUAAUAUCUCCCCACUCUUUAUAAUUUAAGUGGACUUCAAAUUCAAAAGAUAACAAAAAAUUUGGUCAAGUUUAUCAUGAUAUACAUGUACAGUCAAUGUCUAUUGACCAUAACAUGUGCCUAUUUAUAAAUACAUGUGCUUAAUUAACAACUUUUAAAUUAUUUUAAUCAAUGUGUUUGGUCAUGGGUUAAAUUGAUGAUUUUGCUUUUCAUUAAAAAAAAAAACAAAAGUAAAUUUCAAAAAAAAAUUCUGCUGUCAGAAUGUUUGUUACAUUGCAAAACAUGCUAGUAUUUUACAUUUGUUUGUGUUAUUUUAUGGAAGUGUUCAAGACUCGCUUUCUCAUUGAGAAUUUAAUAUUAUGACCCUUUGAAAUUGACUUUAUGUUUCUACCUAUCAACUUUCACUGAAAACAAUCUGUAUCCAAAGGCCAUCAAACACAGAAUAUGUCCAUCCUUAGAUGCCAUUGUUGAGUAGAGAAAAAAACCUGUUAAAUCCCUGUGGCUACCCAGGAAUUUGUUUACAAGAUCAGUGAAGCGUGACUAUUGGCUCACUGGGUUCAAUGUCAGAAUAGCCCAGGGGGUCAAAUUCAAUAGAUCCAUUCCUAUUUUUUCCCUUUUGAUAUUUGGACGUGAUUAAUUUCACUGGUGUCAAAUUCCAAUGCUAAAUCUUUCAUAGAGAUGGAUACUGAAAAAAAAGAUAAUGAACUUUUGGAGGAAAGAAGAAUGAAUCGUGGAAAAAAGAAAGUUCUUUGAGGAAAAUCAAGUUUUAAAGGAAAGGUGAAACAACGAAAGAAAACUACAUUUCAAAAAAUUCUCUGUAUGGAAGUGAGUGUAAACUUGAAAACAUCACAACUGAUUUAACAGGUGGCGAAACAUCAGGCGGUGGGUCGAGUUGAAGCUUUUUAAAGCAAUAAUACCUACAUUUCUCAAACUGGCUAGUCCCGGUAAUGUGUUCAGCAUGAUGCAGGAUCCAUACUCCAUGAUGCAUCGAGACGACCGCUUCUACAAGUAUGGAGGCGGUCACUCGCGACAGAUGACCACAGCGUCCUCUAUCCAGGGGAAUAGCUCUGCGUACUACAGCAUGAGCAUGCCAUAUCAGGAGCCCUCCCAUACACUCACACAGAGCGACCUCGCAGCCCUGUCCAAUCAGGCCUCCUCGACAACCCCUUCCGAUUUCUCGGCCCCGCGGGUUCCCUCUGGAGGAAAUGGUCACUCCCCCUCAUCUCUCAUGCCCGGUCCAUCUAAUGUUGACCACACUUCAUCCAGUGCCAUGUCGUCCAUUAUGGACUUGAAUUCUCCUAUUCCCACCGGUGACCCGAUCCCCAAUGUUGCAGGCCAUGAUGCGUCGUCGCAGGAUCUCGAUUCAUCUCAUCUUUCAUCUCCUUCUAGUACAUCUAGUGGUCCCUCAACACCACUCGAUCUAGCCAAUCAGGGAGAUAACAAGAUUCCUCCGAAAAAGCGACCACAUUUGACCCCAGAAAAUCAAAAAGAUGGUGCGUACUGGGAAAAACGACAAAAAAAUAACGAAUCUGCCAAGCGUUCACGAGAAGCACGGCGUAUGAAGGAGGAACAGAUUGCUCUUCGAGUCGUAUUUCUGGAACAGGAAAAUCUCCAGCUUCGUACAGAGGUCUCGCUUCUAAAGAGCGAGAUUGAAAAACUGAGAUGCAUGUUAUAUAACCCCUAGCAACAAGUUUCUCAUAAUCAUGUUCUACAUGUGUGUUUGACUAAUGAUGAAAUAAAUCCGGUGUUCUUGUACUUAGGAGGAGGUGGGCAAGUUCAGCUCGUGCAGACAAUUGUGUUCAAAGAAUUUUUAUUGUUUGUUUUUUUUAAUCUGUCUCGAUCCGAUGGACUUCUUGGAUAUGUUCUCAGGGAUUGCAAGAGACGCUCAGGGAAGGCUCGCUUAGAUUUACAAGUUGUAUGGAGUUACACGGGUAUUCACGAUGGACUUAGAUAUUGAUGUUUAUAUACUGUCUUUUAUGUGCAUAUUUUAGAAAUAUAUAUAUAUAUAACUGCAGUUUUGUUAUCCACAGAGAGCAGAAAAGAGUAUUUGGUCAAAUUUAUUCUGAUAUAUUUCUCUAACCCAGGGGCAAUUGUUAUUGUGAUUUAUAA